UUCAACCUUAAAAGUUUUAAUUUUUAGCAAACACAAUCCCUUAAUUGUGGCCUUUUGAUUUUGAAGGUUAUCUGUAACAAAAAAACACUCCCACCCUAACUAGGACACUCGUCAAACUUGCACUUUUGCAAUGUUCCCGUUCCCUAAGCGUUUUCAGGACCCCACAUCAGGUUUUCAUCGGCUGAGUUCAAUGCAUGCCAAGAAAUACCUGAAUAAAAUUGGGUUGGAACGAGAAGAUUACAACUUUUGGAAACAGGCUGGGAAGGCCUUACUUUGCACCUACGCCAUAAUUGGGGCUGUGUGGCUUUACCAUAAGGCUUCACAACAGCCAAAGUUCCGGUAUCCCGGUGAUGAAGAAGCAAUGAAGGAGUUCAUUGCCAAGCGAGGUAUGAUUGGAACCACCAAUGGUCCAAAAGGGGUGGUUGAGAGUGAUGAGGAUGCAUCCAAUAACCAGAAGGAACUGCAGAGCAAUAAGUUUGAUCAGGAAGCUCAGAAGUUGUGGUUGAAGAUGAGGAAUGAAGUCAUUGCUGAACUUCAGGAGAAGGGCUUUGAUGUGGAAUGAUUGCUCACCGAAUGCCAGUGUCACUCCCAUGAUAUAUGAACUGAGUGUGUGGCUAAAGUAGUGUUAGUUAGCAAACUUAUAUAGUAUACUUUAGGAAACUCUUGCAUGCUACAUGGUGAAUAAGGAAGAAGAAUUUUUCUGUGUUUAAAUGCAGGAUUAACAUUGAAUGAUGAUAAAAGGGAAAGGAUGAUCAGUCUGCUCGUCUUUGUUGGUGGUUAUGCUCGUGUGUUUUUCCAAG
Gastrolobium bilobum is the source of this 800-nucleotide messenger RNA. RefSeq lists its product as uncharacterized. Bases 131 to 562 code for a protein of 143 amino acids. The transcript has 2 exons. The record is from RefSeq and is a predicted model, not a curated record. Lineage: Eukaryota; Viridiplantae; Streptophyta; Magnoliopsida; Fabales; Fabaceae.